Molecule: messenger RNA, 3603 nt
Organism: Mizuhopecten yessoensis (Yesso scallop)
Lineage: Eukaryota; Metazoa; Mollusca; Bivalvia; Pectinida; Pectinidae
Product: mucin-17-like
Exons: 5
Coding region: 220-2982 (920 amino acids)
Source: RefSeq, a predicted model, not a curated record
ACAACACCAGUGUCUGUCACGUCCCACAAAUCUGGUACAAACACUACAACCCCGGUGUCUUUCACGUCCCACAAAUCUAGUACAACCACUACAACCCCGGUUUCAAACACUACGACACCAGGGUUUACUAAAUCCAACAAAUCUGAUACAAACCAUAUAACCCCAGUGUCUACCACGUCCAACAAGUCUGGUACAAACACUAAAACCCCAGUGCCUACCAUGUCUAACAAAUCUGGUAUAAACUCUACAACCCCAGGUUCUACCACGUCCAACAAAUCUAGUACAAACACUACAACCCAAGUGACUACCACUUCCAUUAACUCUGGUACAAACACUACAACCCCAGUUUCUACCACGUCCAACAAACUUGGUUCAAACACUACAACCCCGGUGUCUACCACGUCCAAUAGGUCUGGUAAAAACACUACAACCCCAGUUUCUACCACAUCCAACAAGUCUGGUAAAAACACUACAACCCCAGUUUCUUCCACGUCCACCAAAUCUGGUACACACACUACAACCACAGUGUCUACCAUGUGCAACAAAUCUGGUACAAACACUACAACCACAGUGUUUUCCACGUUCAACAAAUCUGAUACCAACACUACAAACCCGGUGUGUACCAUGUCCAACAAAUCUGGUAUAAACUCAACAACCCAAGUGUGUACCAUGUCCAACAAAUCUGGUACAAACACGACCACCCCAGUGUCCACCCUGUCCAUCAAAUCUAGUACAAACACAACAACCCCAGUGUUUACCACGUCCAACAAAUCUGAUACCAACACUACAAACCCGGUGUCUACAAUGUCCAACAAAUCUGGUAUAAACUCUACAACUCAAGUGUGUACCAUGUCCAACAAAUCUGGUACAAACACGACCACCCCAGUGUCCACCAUUUCCAACAAAUCUAGUGCAAACGCUACAGCAACAUCGUCCAUCACGUCAAACAAAUCUAAUACAAACACCACGACCCCAGUGUCGUUCACGUCCCACAAAUCUGGUACAAACACUACAACCCCGGUGUCUACCAUGUCCUACAAAUCUGGGACAAACUCUACAACCCCAUUGACUACCACUUCCAACAAAUCUGAUACCAACACUACAAACCCGGUGUCUACCAUGUCUAACAAAUCUGGUAUAAACUCUACAACCCAAGUGUGUAUCAUGUCCAACAAAUCUGGUACAAACACGACCACCCCAGUGUCUACCAUGUUCAACAAAUCUAGUUCCAUAUCAGAUAAUACAGCAUCAGCUUCUACCACAAAGUCAUCUUUCGAUGGAUGUUUUGUAUCCGUCGCGGGAGUCAAAAGAGGAUUAACAUAUGAUAACUUUGAAUCUUUCUCCAAGUCAAGAGCCAUUACCACGAGUGCUUACUCGUCCAUGGACUCUAAUAGUGUACAAGAGAAUGUUCAAGUGACAUGUUCUGAACAAUGUGCUCAGACAUCAUUGAAUCACAUACAAAUCAAUAAGAGUACGGCGACAACCGUGUCCUCAAGUAUUCGACCAAAUGUGCUGGAGUCGAAUGAGGUUCAAACCUCCGAUGAAGUCGUCGACAGGUCUGUCUAUAACCAAUGGCGGUGUGAGGAAUGGAACCUACUUGAGGAGAUAGUGACUUCGGUUAUCCUGUGGAGGCAAGGAGUCCAAACGCCAUCAACAUUCCAUAUAGACAUCAAACGCGCAAACGAACCUGAUCUAGAAUGUCUUCUGUUGCAAGUAACCAAUUUGAAAACUCACGCGAUAUUUCAAACAUUUAUCAGAAAUAGUCGUGCCUCUGAGCUCCGUCACUUCAUGUGCCCAUAUGACGUAUUGGAAGCGUCCUCAGCAACCGUAACUGUACACGGUGUACGCAUGUCUGGUGUGAACAAUCGUCUCUGGUACACCGUCCUGACUGGAGACAAGAAAACAGUGCUCUUUAGGGAUGGACUGAAUUACACCUAUCUGAUGAUGAAUACACAACCUAUAAGAACAUACCAAGAUUUAUUAGCAGAUAAUUCGAAAAAGGAAUCCUACCAUGUAACUGUAGUCAGUACCGGCCCACGGCGGUACAUGUUGACAGACCUACAGCACAGGGACGAACACACGGACGCCUUUAUUAUAACUCUGUGUCAGACUCACCCUCCAGCCGCAUGUAUCAUGAUAUACUACGGUUCAGAAACAAAAUAUGAGAUCCCCUACGAUCUAAAACCCGCUACAGAGUAUAAACUACAGCUCUGCAGAGUCUGCACGAGAUACAUCAUGGAUGACGUGUUUUUUAUUGGAAAUUCACACUCAACCGUAACAACUUUUACUGCAAAUAUGACGCAAAAUGAGGUGUUGGAACUUUACAUCAAGGCGACACGUUUCGUGUUAAGAAGACCGCCCAACUAUUUCAAUAUUUCUCAUUUCUAUCGCACUAAGUCCGAGGUGUACUUUAGCAAUAUCAUGACAACAGACGGUGUGAUGCAUAAGUACGACAAGAACUGGGGAGGGGAUCAGGCCUCCACACUCAACAAACAAGUACAGGGUCUGUUCUUCAGCACAACUGUGAACCAAGUGACACGUUUACCUCCAGACUUUUCCUAUUUCGGGCCAGUAAGGCUACAUGUCCCUACAUACUUCCUGUUGAACAACAACAUGAACAUGUAUUUCUCUGACUUCUACUGUCACUAUUAUAAUCAUAAGGUCCAAUUGGUCCUUACGGUCAAGGGCAGUCCGACUGACCACUUCUGUAGACAACGACUCGUGCUGGUUGACCAGACCAACAACCCGUUUCUCAUGAGAUGCGGUUUCACUGAAAUCGUCCGAGUGACAAUGAACGUUACAGUGGAAGUAUUCUACACCGGGGACUUACCUGUCGCGGAUUUGCUGUGGUUCAGUAAUGUGUUCUUUACUACAACAAAACAGAAGGGAAACGCUUUGUCUAUGGUAAAAGGCAUUCCGAAAAACAGGGACGGUGGCGUAUGUAAUUUGGACUGUUUCCUUCUCGCUCACAAUAUGCUGUAAUGAUUCAGCGGACACGGGCAUAUAACCUAACGUUUUAUGCAACCGUACAGUUUCACUUUCACUGAGAGAUUUUUUAUAACAAAAGUGAACUUGCUCAGAAUGCAAUGAAUAUAUAUUUGGGAGCUUCCAGGGCUGAGCAGUCCUGGAAUCGGCUUCCCUUAUAAUCUGUUUUCCUUACUUGGGGGGUCUUACAAACGCCAUUCUUCUUAUAUACAUAAAAAAAAAAUCUUGCAACUGUCAUUCUUAUAUUUGUUCAUAAAUACCUAAUAUUUUAUUUUUAUAUUUAUUUUUCACCACAAUAUUGCACCAUACUUCUUACAUUCCAAGACAACGCAUUUCAUUCCGUAUUGUAUACUGUAUUUUAGAAGAAAAUCAUUGGUAAAUAAAUAAAGAAAAUAGUGAUCAAAUAGUGAUCCCCAUCUUUGUUUAUUCUAAAAUGUAAAAAAUAAAAUAUAAAUCUAAUAUAUUAACUUAUACCACUAUCUUUUUAAGACCAACUUACAUGAUAUAUACCCCACCAACAGUCCUGAGCAAAAUUAAAAGUCAAAAUAAUUUCGAAAAUACACAAUUUUUAACAUUGUAUAAGACGUUAACUACACAAUGUUUGACAUUGUAUAUAUA